GCGGGAGCCCGCGGCAUUUAGGCCGGUGUUGGCCGGCGAGCGCGCGUGCGCGAGCGCGCAAAGACGCCCUCCUCGGCCGCUCCCCUCCACUGGGGGUCUAGCGCACAGCUCAGCUGUCCCCGCCUCUCCCGAGGCUCGCGCCCUCGGGUUUGCUGCCGCCUAGGGCGAGACUACAGUUCCCAAGAGGCUUCGCGCGAAGCGGCUUGGAAGUGGGCAGCCUGGAAGUCACUCGGGCCACCCGAGCUGGCGGCGUCUCCAGCGAACGGCGCGGGGCCGGACGCCGCGGUCGUGGGGCCCGCGGGGCGGGCAGCCGGGACGCCCAGGUGGAAAGAUGGCUGCUUUUGCAGGUGCGGGCUGCCCCCAGAUGCCCUGACCACCACCUCCACCUCCUGAAAUGUUCACAAGCUGCCCCUGCCCUGCAGCACUUGGGAGCACUGCUGGCCCUUGGGCAGAGGGGUGAAACCAAAUGCCCAGUCUCUGACCUCGGCUCUCCUGGGACCCUCAAGGAGCACUAGUGUCCAGAACAUACAGAGGCAUGGCAGGGAGGACAGCCCAGCAGCCUGCUGACCCGCACCCACAUCUGCUGCCUGCUCUGUCCUGCUGAGCCACUCAUACUGGAAACCCCAGGACCGCACCUGCCUCCUGAGGUUGUCCUGGCUCAGUUGUCCACAGCGAUGGUGGAGAACUGGACUCCACAGGCUCACAACCUUCCCGUCAGGCUUCAGGGGCCAGCAUCCUUCAUCCUGGGACUGGUGGUCCUGAACAAUGGCUGAGGGCCAGGGGACCCCAUAAAGUCACUCCACAGCUCACGGGGGCCAGUAGCACUCCAGUGCCCGUGGACUAUGACCACCUAUCGGCCCAUCCCCAGUGAUGGUGUGGACCUGGCAGCCAGUUGUGGGGCCAGGGGGGCCGACCUCCUCCCGGGGCCACACACUGGGGACUACGCUCCCAUGGGAUUCUGGGUCCAGAACGGAGGCAUGCCCCAGCCCAUCGGUGAGAGCCCAGUCAGUGCCGCCACCCGCCCCAGUCCCACCACCCCUGCAGUGCCCAAGAUGGGGGUGCGCGCAAGAGUGGCCGACUGGCCGCCCAAGCGGGAGGCGCUGAGAGAGCAGAACAACCCAAGCCCCUCACAGGACGCAGACGGCGCGAAGGCCGCAAAGGUGGCCCAUUCCAUGAGGAGCAUGCCGAACGGACAGCCCCCCGUCAGCGCCGUGGCUCCCUCGGGGCCCAAAGCCUUCCCCCGACUCUCCAGGAGGAGGUCCAAAGACGUGGAAUUCCAGGACGGGUGGCCCCGGUCCCCUGGCAGGGCCUUCCUCCCCCUGCGGCACCGCAGCAGCAGCGAGAUCACCCUGAGCGAGUGCGACGUGGAGGACGCGGGCGAGCCUCGGGGGCCCCGGCACGCGGCGGCCCUGCCCCUCUUCCGGGAGUACGGGAGCACGUCCUCCAUCGACGUGCAGGGCCUGCCCGAGCAGAGCUUCUUCGACCUUCUCAACGAGUUCCGCAGCGAGCAGCCCGAGGCCGCGGGCGCCCGGAACCUCCGCGCGCUGCUCCCCGCCGCCCCCGGCGCCCACGUCCCGGGGGGCAGCGGCGGCGCCAAGGCGGACCCCCGCAACGGCCAGCCCGCCAAGGACAGCCUGCUGGGGCUCCAGCCCGCCAAGGAGAAGGAGAAGGCCCGGAAGAAGCCGGCGCGCGGCCUGGGCGGCGGGGACGCCACGGACUCGUCCAUCUUUCGGAAGCUGAGGAGCGGGAGGGCGGACGGCGAGGCGGGCCGGGCGCCGGGGGAGGCCGAGGAGGGCCGGAGCCCCCCGGAGGCCGGCCGCCCGUGGGUCUGCCAGAAGAGCUUCGCCCACUUCGACGUGCAGAGCAUGCUGUUCGACCUCAACGAGGCGGCCGCCAACAGGGUGGCCACGGCGCAGCGGCGCAACACCACCACGGGCGCCUCGGCCGCGUCCGCCACGGCGGCCCUCUCGGCGUCGCGGGCGCACGGCCUGGGCGGCCUGGACGCCGCCUUCCCCAGCACGGAGGACCUGAACUGCAAGGAGAACCUGGAGCAGGACCUGGGCGACGACAACAGCAACGACCUGCUGCUCAGCUGCCCGCACUUCCGCAACGAGAUCGGCGGCGAGUGCGAGCGCAACGUGAGCUUCUCGCGGGCGGCCGUGGGCUCCCCGGGCGGCGGCGGCGGCGGCGGCGGCGGCGAGGGCCGCGCCGCCGAGCCCGCGCUCAGCGCCCACCGCACCAACGCCAGCAUCUCGGUGCUGGAGGUGCCCAAGGAGCAGCAGAGGACGCAGAGCCGCCCGCGGCAGUACAGCAUCGAGCACGUGGACCUGGGCGCCCGCUACUACCAGGACCACUUCGUGGGCAGAGAACAUGCCAAUUACUUUGGUGUAGACGAGAAGCUGGGGCCAGUGGCGGUGAGCAUCAAGCGGGAGAAGUUGGAGGACCACAAGGAUCAUGGGCCGCAGUACCAGUACAGGAUCAUCUUCCGGACCCGCGAGCUCAUCACCCUGCGGGGCUCUAUCCUGGAGGACGCCACCCCCACCGCGACGAAGCACGGGACAGGGCGGGGCCUACCCCUGAAGGACGCCCUGGAGUAUGUCAUCCCUGAGCUCAACAUCCACUGCCUGCGGCUGGCUCUCAACACUCCCAAGGUGACCGAGCAGCUGCUGAAGCUCGACGAGCAAGGGCUGUGCCGGAAGCACAAAGUGGGCAUCCUCUACUGCAAGGCCGGCCAGAGCUCGGAGGAGGAGAUGUACAACAACGAGGAGGCCGGCCCCGCCUUCGAGGAGUUCCUUGCCCUGAUCGGGGAGAAGGUCUGCCUGAAGGGCUUCACCAAGUACGCCGCCCAGCUGGAUGUCAAGACUGACUCCACGGGCACCCACUCCCUCUACACGACAUACCAGGACUACGAGAUCAUGUUCCACGUCUCCACCCUGCUCCCUUACACCCCCAACAACAGGCAGCAGCUACUAAGGAAGAGGCACAUAGGAAACGACAUUGUGACGAUCAUCUUCCAGGAGCCAGGGGCGCUGCCUUUCACCCCCAAGAACAUCCGCUCACACUUUCAGCACGUCUUCAUCAUCGUCCGAGCCCACAACCCUUGCACUGAUAAUGUGUGCUACAGUAUGGCUGUGACCCGAUCCAAAGAUGCUCCUCCUUUUGGUCCCCCAAUCCCCAGUGGAACCACAUUCCGCAAGUCUGAUGUCUUCAGAGACUUCUUGCUGGCCAAGGUGAUUAAUGCCGAGAACGCUGCGCACAAGUCGGACAAAUUCCACACCAUGGCCACCAGGACCCGCCAGGAGUACCUCAAGGACCUGGCUGAAAACUGUGUCUCUAACACACCCAUUGACUCCACUGGCAAGUUCAACCUCAUCUCCCUGACCUCCAAGAAGAAAGAGAAGACAAAAGCGCGGGCGGGCGCUGAGCAGCAUAGCGCAGGGGCCAUUGCCUGGAGGGUGGCGGCUCAGGACUAUGCCCAGGGCGUAGAAAUCGACUGCAUUUUGGGGAUUUCCAACGAGUUUGUGGUGCUCUUGGACCUGCGCACCAAGGAGGUGGUAUUCAACUGCUACUGCGGGGAUGUCAUUGGCUGGACCCCAGACUCCUCGACGCUCAAAAUCUUCUACGGGCGAGGGGACCACAUCUUCCUGCAGGCCACAGAGGGCUCCGUGGAGGACAUAAGGGAAAUCGUCCAGAGACUGAAGGUCAUGACCAAUGGCUGGGAGACGGUGGACAUGACCCUGCGGCGGAACGGGCUCGGGCAGCUGGGCUUCCACGUGAAGUACGACGGGACGGUGGCCGAGGUAGAGGACUACGGGUUUGCCUGGCAAGCCGGCCUCCGGCAAGGCAGCCGACUGGUGGAGAUCUGCAAGGUGGCCGUGGUCACACUGACCCACGAUCAGAUGAUAGACCUCCUGCGCACCUCUGUCACCGUCAAGGUGGUCAUCAUCCCGCCUUUCGACGAUGGCACGCCCCGGAGGGGGUGGCUGGAGACCUACGACAUGAAUACCUCGGAGCCCAAGACGGAGCCAGAGAGCAUGCCUCCCGGGGGCCGGCCCCCAUACCGCAGCAACGUGCCCUGGCAGUGGAGCGGGCCUGCCUCCCACAACUCUCUACCAGCCUCCAAGUGGGCCAACCCCAGUGCUCCCGGCCAUGCCCAGUCCCUGAGCCGGCCCCCAAAGCAGACCCCCAUGGUCCCCUUCCGGGAGCCCCAGCCCCUGCACAGCAAGAGGCCCGUCAGCUUCCCGGAAACCCCUUACACAGCAUCACCAGCAGGGGCCGACAAAGUCCCUCCCUACCGACAGCCUUCUGGGAGCUUCUCCACCCCCGGCUCGGCCACCUACACAAGAUACAAGCCAUCCCCAGAAAGGUAUGCAGCCGCCCCACACCCACUGCUGUCUUUUGAUCCCCACUUCAGCCAUGAUGGGAUGUCCAGCGACUCCUCCUCGGGCGGCCUGACCAGCCAGGAGAGCACCAUGGAGCGUCAGAAGCCAGAGCCUUUGUGGCAUGUGCCUGCCCAGGCCCGGCUCUCAGCCAUGGCUGGAAGCGGUGGGAGCAAGCACGCCUCCAGGCAGGACGCGGCAGGAACAGAUUCCCCCAACAGGCAUUCCAAAGGGGAGCCUCCGUACUCCAGUCACUCCAGCAGCAACACCCUCUCCAGCAACGCAUCCAGCAACCACAGCGACGACCGCUGGCUGGACCCCCUGGACCCCCUGGAGCCGGAGCAAGACCCCCUCUCCAAGGGUGGCUCCAGUGACAGUGGCAUUGACACCACCCUCUACACCUCCAGCCCCAGCUGCGUGUCGCUGGCCAAGGUGCCUCGGCAGGCCAAGCCACACAAGCCCCCGGGAAGCAUGGGCCUCUGUGGGGGCGGACGGGAGGCCGCUGGGCGGUCCCACCAUGCGGACAGACGGCGGGAGGUCUCGCCGGCCCCCGCAGUUCCUGGCCAGACCAAGGGCUACCGCCCGAAGUUGUACUCCUCAGGCUCCAGCACCCCAACGGGCCUGGCAGGGGGGAGCCGCGACCCGCCCAGGCAGCCUAGUGACGUGAGCUCGCGGGCUGGUUACCCCGCUCAGGUUUACAAAACUGCCAGCACAGAGACUCCUCGACCCUCACAGCUGGCGCAGUCCAGCCCCUUCCAGCUCUCCGCCUCUGUCCCCAAGUCCUUCUUCUCCAAGCAGCCCGUACACAGUAAGCACCCGGCGGGAUGGAAGAGGACAGAUGAGCCCCCGCCACGGCCGCUCCCCUUCACCGACCCAAAGAAGCAGGUGGACACCAAUACAAAAAACGUCUUCGGGCAGCCACGGUUGAGGGCAUCCCUCCGAGACCUCCGCUCCCCACGGAAGAACUACAAAUCCACCAUUGAGGACGACCUGAAGAAACUCAUCAUCAUGGACAACCUGGCGCCCGAACAGGAGAGAGAUGCGGGGUCACCGCAGAAGAGCCUGCAGCGGACACUGUCCGAUGAGAGUCUGUGCAGUGGGCGGCGGGAGCCCAGCUUGGCCAACCCCGCCAGCCUGGAGCCGGGCCUGCCCAGCGACGUGCUCUUCACCAGCACCUGCGCCUUCCCCUCCAGCACGCUGCCCGCCCGCCGCCAGCACCCCCACCCGCCCGGCGGCGGCAGUCCCACCACUGGCCCUGCCGCCGGCAGCGGCUUCCCGGAGAAGAAGUGUGAGCACGGGCGCACUGGGGCCAGUGGGGGGCUUCGCCAGGGUUGGGGGGCGGGCAGACAGACCACACUGGAGGUCACCAGUGGUGGUGUCAGCCGAGCCACCAUCUCUGCCUCGGAGCUCUCGCUGGCGGACGGGCGGGACCGGCCGCUGCGGCGCCUUGACCCCGGGAUGAUGCCCCUGCCUGACACGGCUGCUGGCCUUGAGUGGUCCAGCCUGGUGAAUGCAGCCAAGGCCUAUGAAGCAGUGCAAAGAGCCGUCUCGCUUUUCUCUCUCAACGACCCAGCUCUGAGCCCGGAGGUCCCACCUGCACACAGUCCUGUCCACAGCCACCUGAGCCUGGAGAGGGGGCCCCCCACCCCCAGGACCACCCCUACCAUGAGCGAGGAGCCUCCCCUGGACCUGACAGGCAAGGUGUACCAGCUGGAGGUGAUGCUGAAACAGCUGCACACCGACCUCCAGAAGGAGAAGCAGGACAAGGCCGUGCUGCAGUCCGAGGUGGCCAGCCUGCGACAGAAUAACCAGCGCUUGCAGGAGGAGUCGCAGGCCGCCAGCGAGCAGCUGCGCAAGUUCGCCGAGAUCUUCUGCAGGGAGAAGAAGGAGCUCUGACGUGGCCCCCUGGCCGGGCCGGCUGUGGGCUCCCGCCCUCCCAUCUCCCUCAGCUCGCUGCCCGGUUGCGGGUGUGACCGAGAUGACGCAGCCAGGGCCCCACUGCCCUCCUCGUGGACACAGAGACCCUGGACGGCAGCAGGCCUCACCGCUCCUCCGGCCCCACAAGGUGACCCGGUCUCAGGCCGCCCCUCUGAACUGCCAAGCUCUGGCCCCUGGACACUGGACCGCGCCCACCCCGGCCCCCCGGGGAUGGCCCCUCUAGCCUCUUCCUAGGACCAAGCCAUCAGAAGCCAUAGGAAGAGGAGAAGGGAGGACCAGAGUGUGUCUCCAAACCCCACAGCUCCGGGAGUUCACAAACCAGGUUUCUUCACGGCGUACAACAGAGUUUGGGCUUGUGGGGUCAAGCCCCCUGCAUGAGAAAUGAGUGUGAGACUGGCCUGAGCUUCCCCCAGGCCCCAGAGAGCGGAGGUCCUGUGCGGACACGGGUCGGGGCUCCAGAAAGCACGGACGUGACCCCCUUCCAACCGUAUUCUUCCAAAAAGCCACCAGGAGCACUUUCUUAGAGUUUCAGUUCUUUUCUUGGGACCCCAGGAUGGAGAGAGGAAGCCCCAGCAUCCAGAGUCAGCUUCUCUGAGGGGAAACUCUAUUUGCACACUCGGGACCGUUUCUGCAGUCUUUUCUGUCAGCCCCUCGACCGACCGCCAGAGGCCUACAGCGCCUGGGCCGCUCCACCACCUUCCAUCUCCCGCGCAGGCCUGGGCCGUAGGGCCCAUCUCUCCUCCCCAGCCCCGCCAGUAACAACCACACGGCCAGGGCCUCUUCCGGGCACCUGGAGGGGCUCCACGCAGCCCUCGGGUCAGGGCUGGAGAGAAAACAGCCUUCGGCUCCUCUCUGGUUUUGUUCUUCCUUCGCAAGCGGACGUCCGGACACCCUCACUGUGCUCCCCGGGGAGGCAGGAGGGCUUUGCCGUGUGAACCCCCACGGGACGCUGGUUCUCUCAAGGCAAUAAGGGGCAGCUUGCCAGUCGGCCAGGCCAGAGCGGUACUACGCUGUUCACCCAGGAAACAGAGUUUCUUUUUUUUUCCUUUAAAAACAAAAAAGAGAUAUAUAUAUAUAUUUAUUUUUUCAUGUAGAGUUGCGCCAGAACAAGUCUGUAUGGCCACAAUCUGUGGAUUCCCCCCAACCUCAAGCUGAGGAUCAAGGGGUGUCCCCCACGGGCUGGGACUCAGUGGGAGGACUCCCGAGGGAUGCAGUCAGGGGGAACAGGCCACUGGACUUCCCCGUUUGGGGAGGCCCCAGGCAGGGGGAGUUGGCCCCGCUGCAGGCAGCACUCUCUGGGCUGGAAGCCAGCACCAGGUGGCCCAGCCCUGGUGCAGAGACCCCACCGCUUUCUCUUUGGGGCCAGAAACCUCAGGGAAGGGGGCUGUGGGGACCGCAAGGGACACAGGCACUCGGAGGGGUGCCAGGCUGGGCCAGCAGGGGCAAGAGGAAAGGGCACGCUUGUCUCCCUGCGAUCCACCUCUGACCCCAGGAGCGAGGCAGUCGGGCAGAAGCCCUCAGACCUGCCGUCUCUGUCCCUCACCCUCACCCUCACCCUCAGCCGUGGAGUGAGAGGGCCUCAAGGUGGGGCCCGCUUGGUCCUCAGCCCUGGCCAACUACUGUGAUGUCUCUGCCCCCUGUCCCACCCCCUUUUUGGAAGGGCUGUCCAGAACCCGCCCCACCGCCCUUUCCUCAGACCCUAACCUGGAGGCUGCCCCCUCCCCCGCUCUUUUUUUAAGUUCUCCUCACAUCUUCGGAUCAUUCGAAUCAUUUUGGGGACCUAAUCAUGUACAUUGACAAGUGUAAAUUAUGAUUUUUUUUUUUUGGUUUUGUUUUCUGUUAUUUUUUUUUAAGGAUCUCUGCAAAAGAAAUCUAUUUAAUUUGAGGUUGGUGUUUUAUCUGAAGGCUUGAAGAUAGCAGGGGUUUUUUUUUUCAUAUGUUGAUCUGUUUCAUUUGGAUUUUUUAUUCUUUAUUGUCUUUUUUUUUUUUUUCCCCUAUCCCGGUCUUGAGAUUUUUCUGGCAUGUUUCUGGAGGUUUCAAAGGAAAUAAAUGUUUCAUAGAAA
This is a messenger RNA of Mirounga angustirostris (Northern elephant seal), 8380 nucleotides long. It is a transcript of the gene SIPA1L3, whose product is annotated as signal induced proliferation associated 1 like 3. Lineage: Eukaryota; Metazoa; Chordata; Mammalia; Carnivora; Phocidae. Gene Ontology annotation, cellular component: cytoplasm; plasma membrane; Golgi apparatus. Gene Ontology annotation, molecular function: GTPase activator activity; protein binding. The transcript has 24 exons. The coding region runs from base 843 to 6275 and encodes 1810 amino acids. The record is from RefSeq and is a predicted model, not a curated record. Gene Ontology annotation, biological process: establishment of epithelial cell polarity; epithelial cell morphogenesis; regulation of small GTPase mediated signal transduction.